Messenger RNA from Caenorhabditis elegans, 1273 nucleotides. It is a transcript of the gene T03E6.9, whose product is annotated as Serpentine Receptor, class H. The record is from RefSeq and is marked reviewed. Bases 157 to 1173 code for a protein of 338 amino acids. NCBI's taxonomy places the organism in Eukaryota, Metazoa, Nematoda, Chromadorea, Rhabditida, Rhabditidae. The transcript has 5 exons.
AUAAUUACUAGCUUACUCUUUCCUCUUUCUCUUUUUCUCAGUUCUUUGUUGCUGUCUGAACCUCCGUCUGGCUCAACGAACCGAUCAAGAAGUCUCUAGAGAGUUCAGACGAGCCUUGAAUGGAAUUCAUUUUCAUUUUUUACGUUCUUCUCUACAAUGAACAAUGAUUUAGCUGUGAUAUGUUCUAUACAAAAUGUGAAAAGCUCAUGGCUUUACAUCACAUUUCAAAUCUCCCCGAUUACAAGUUUUCCGGUAUAUUUAACUGCAAUUCUUUUAAUUCUGAAGAGCAAAUCGAAACUGGUUUUAGCUGUGAAGAAGUUGUUUUUGAGGCAGAUAGUCAUCAACUACAUAUUUCUAAUUCUGAUCUCAGUAAUAGUAUGCCCAAUACUUGAGCCGCCUGUCCCCGGCUAUUACAUGACUGGGCUUCUCGCAACUUUCGAGAUGAAUGUUGCACUUCCGUUGGUGUUGAUGACUCAUGUGGUUCUUUUAGUGGCUAUAUCAAUCAUGCAACUUCUCAAACACCAACUCAUCACAAUUUCCGACAUCCGCUUCACACAAAAAUUCGAGAAACCAGUAAAAAUACUCAUCAAAUUCUACAAACUCUGCACGAUUUUGAUGCUCAUUGUAGCUAUUUCAAUUCUCCCGGCCCUGACAAUUCAGCUGGAUUUUUAUAAUUUCCGUCAGAGUGCCUAUGAGUACUUCAAAAAUCCAAUGGUCCUGUGCGACGAUAUGUUCAUCGCCGAUCAUCGUCACUGGAAGAUUUAUGUUCCAUACUUUUGUUCGCUAAUUUUUGGCGCCUGGUGCUCGAUAACUGGCGUCACAAGUGUGUUUACUUGUCUUUUGAUGAUUUAUGAAUCUCGAAAUAUUGUCUCCAAGGAGACUCUUAACAUGCAGAGGAAUUUUACUGGAAUUUUAAUUUAUCAGGCUCUGGUAUACAUUAUUUUCAUAAUAGUGCCAGUCGCAGUCAUAUCCACACUUUUCUAUGCGGAUAUUCACAUUACAGACUACGGGCUUCCCUACCUCCUCAUGAUUUGCUCUCAAGGAACAAUUAACAAUAUGAUCCAUAUUGUACCAGGAAUUCGAAAAAUUUUGUGCAAAAAGGGGCAACAGUCGGCCACGGGGCAAAAGGAUAUUGCACUUCGAUCGGUGUCUGCUUCUGUUUUGGUUACCUAAUUUUAGAAAUAAUAUAUUUUCGGUCUUUUGAUUCGCUUUAUUCCGAGUUAUUACAGCUUGUAUUUACAUUUAAAAUAAAUUUUAGAAAAAUCAAAAAAAU